AUGUCACGACAGCAAGAUAACGAAUCUUCGAUACCUCAUGCUCCUUAUCCGCCUCAAUUUGAAAGCUCGAUAAAGUCUGCCUCAAUAGCUAGUCCAAAUUACAAAUCCAGAAGUGCAUAUCCAGGCAUAGAAAGAUCAGCAGCAGCUGGUGGAUAUGAGAAUGCUUCAAGGGCUGGCGACGAUCUUUCUCCCGCUGGAACUUCUGCAGCUGAAAAGGGAAAAGCGGAUCGCCAUAUUCCAGCCCGAAUUAAAUUCUACCAUAAACCCGCAGAUGUUGUUGCGUGCAUCAACUGCAAGCCGUCAAAGCAUAAUGGUGCCAAAAGAACUGUGUCCAUUGAAAAGACAAAGUCGCGGAAGGCACCACUGUUGCUGGAGCUACGGCAGCUCCAACCUAUGGAAGACUAUACAGAUGAUGCAGCUACAUUGUUUGGUACUAGAUUAUGUGGUACUUCCAGAGGCAAUCCUUCUCUUGGAUCAAAUGUCGUAUCCACCUGUUUGGAUCUUCCACUUAGUAUCAAUCAUAGUCAGUCGCGAUUCACAGCUGCCACCGGUUCAUCAACUGGAAUGCUGUGCAUUCAUUCGAUCUUUGCAGAUUCGGAUAUGACUUCCUCUAUUGAGUACUUUCAUAUUCCCAGACGACAGGCUACGGCAACAUCCGUGGCAUGGUCACCAACUCAGUCAAAUGCAGUUGCGAUUGGGUUGCUGGGGAACUCCCCUUCUUUGUCUCAAGUGCAACCGCAUCGCCGUGGCGCUGGUGCAACGCGGACAUCUGGAGGAGACCGUGAUUGGGGUUGCAUCAUUUGGGAUGUUGAGAAGCAACAGUCUACUGCAAGAAGCCGCAACCCUUCACCACUGUCCAAACUUUCUCACAAUUCUCCAGUGACAGCAUUGGCGUGGCUGGUUGAUGGACAAAAACUUGCAGUUGGUGCAGGAACCAGAGGGUUGAGCGGGCAGUCGACGAUUCAACUGUUCGAUAUGCGAGUCUCAGGUACCAAUGCCCCUCCCAUUUCUGCACCUGCUCAUGACUCUGGCGUUCAUGGUAUCGAAAUUGAUUCUCUUCGACCAAACGUAUUGGCAUCCUUUUCCCAAGCUGCUGGAGAGCCAGUAAAACUAUGGGAUAUUCGAAGAAUGGAUUCGGUACUGGGAGAAAUUAAAGUUGUUCCAAAUGGCGCAUCUGCAACUCCAGCCGACGAUGUCGUCGAAGCGGUCAAGUGGGCAAUUCACGAGCCAGGCAUUUUGACUGUUGCGAGUGGUGGGACUCUGCAUGAUUUUGAUACAAAGGUCGGAUCUCGACCAACGCUAGUUGCAGUGAAACACACGCGUAAGGGUUCGAGGAUAAGAGACUUUGCUCUCUAUCCCAAUCGCCAAGGUGACGGUUCCAACGAAGCGCAUAAUCCUCUUGUCGAUAAGUUGUAUAAUCGUCGCGCUCUAACAGUUCUGGAAGAGAGAGAGGUAUUUGACAUGGCAAAACACACAAACGCUCCAGUAUCUAUUUCUCAUCGUGAUGGUUCCGUGGUUCAUUCUCUGGGGGCGAGUUUAUUUGUUGAAGCUCCGACAUCUGGCGAGUCCGCCAUUCAGGACUUUGUAACUGACAUUUCAGAGAUAAUGAGACGACGGGCAAACGGCAAAGAAGGGCGUCGUUACUGCAUGAACACUCAGACAAACACUUCUAUUUUAACUGCGGAACUGGGAUUCAUUGAGCCAAGCAGCGAUACUUUCUCGCAGUCACUUUCCCUAUUGUGGUUUUGGACAUGGAUUGAUCGAGUCGAGAGAAUUUGUGAUAAGGCUGAAGGGGAGGGCUUCGGGUGGACUGCUAAGAACCUGUGUGAUGCAGGUUGUUGGUCUUUGCUAGGGUUCGAUACUGAAUCAGCAUACCUUCUUGACCAGCAAUCGGUUUCCGAAACGUUCGGGUGUAAGAUUUACGAUAGCACAAGCCGAAGACAUGCAUUGGCCUCUUGCGGGUGGGCAGGAAUGCUUGAACUUGAUGAUGUACUUAAAGAUUAUGAAAGUAUUGGUGAGUUCGAGAGAUCUGCUGCCUUGGCAGUGUGGCAUGGCGACAUUGGAGCAGCUGUGCAAGCCCUUCAUCACGCUUCGAAUACUAUUCGACUCAGUAUGCAACAAGGCGAGUCAGAAGAGUCAACCUAUGCAGAGACAUUAGACUUGAUAUCUAUGUGUAUCGCUGGAUUUGGGAGCAGUUCGGGGUCCGUUUGGCAGACGGCUUGCUCAACUCUUCUUCGGCGCCCUGAUUUAAAGGACGAAUCGAAGGACAAGGGCGGUAGGGUAGCGUACCUCCGAGCGCUUUGUGAAUUUCUUCUAAAAGUGGGGACGCAAGAAAGCAUAGAAGAGGUUUUGUGGAAUGUUCAGCUCAGCUUGAGUGAUCGCAUUGCCUUUGCUUGCCGUUAUUUGGGUCAAAAGGAACUUCGGUCAUAUCUGUCAAUGAGUAUUAAGUCUUGUCAAGCAAGUGGAAACAUUGAAGGUCUUGUGGCAAGUGGACUGUCCAAAGAAGGCAUCAAGAUUUUGCAAUGCUUUGUCGACAAUCAAGUCGACAUACAAACAGCUGCUCUUGUCGUCAGCCGAGCAAUCUUGCCCCCGAGCUGGACGCAGGAACGAAAGGCAUGCAUGGAGUGGGUAGAAUCAUAUAGGGCGUUGCUGAAUGGCUGGCAAAUGUGGACGAGCCGCGCCAUGUAUGAUGUAGAUCGUGCAGCACUUUUGCGGCGCAUAAAAGCAAAGAACACAGAGGCUGUGUCAGUGAGUGGUGUGAAGCCCGUACCGCUCCAGAAUCGCCGGGCACAGGGUGCCAACAGACGGCAGGGCUCUCGCUCGGUAGACCCUGAGUUUCUACAAUCCAUUCCUCCACAGAUCGAUGCUCGAUGCAACUACUGCUCGACCCCUCUUCCCCUGACAAAGGGUGUCGCAAGUCAGUUCUUAUCCCGAAUGAAACCGCAACUUUCGUGUUGCGUUCAUUGCCGCAAACCGCUCCCACGCUGCUCCGUAUGCCUCCUACCACUUGGAUGCUUAAAUCCCUACAUAGAAUUCACGAAGGAUCGAUCUCGGACUGGCCCGCGUGGAACGUCAUCUUUGGCGUCUUCAGAUGACCUAUCUUCACUAGCGAAUCUCCCUUUUGCAGAAUGGUUUACAUGGUGCGUCAAAUGCAAACAUGGAGGGCAUGCGCAUCACCUAGUCGGUUGGUUUUCCGAUCAUGAGACAUGCCCUGUCAGUGGGUGCGACUGUCGCUGCCACUUUGACAGCAUCAAGAAGGUCUCCCAAUCUGUAGACGCAGCCUUGGCGAGUGAGCUCAUCCGGAGCUAA
Molecule: messenger RNA, 3309 nt
Organism: Cylindrotheca closterium
Lineage: Eukaryota; Bacillariophyta; Bacillariophyceae; Bacillariales; Bacillariaceae
Source: the annotation of a GenBank genome assembly